Messenger RNA from Balaenoptera ricei (Rice's whale), 3183 nucleotides. RefSeq names its product SET domain containing 3, actin N3(tau)-histidine methyltransferase (gene SETD3). Gene Ontology annotation, molecular function: protein binding; histone H3K4 methyltransferase activity; protein-L-histidine N-tele-methyltransferase activity. Gene Ontology annotation, biological process: peptidyl-lysine monomethylation; peptidyl-lysine trimethylation; positive regulation of transcription by RNA polymerase II. The record is from RefSeq and is a predicted model, not a curated record. Bases 448 to 2253 code for a protein of 601 amino acids. Lineage: Eukaryota; Metazoa; Chordata; Mammalia; Artiodactyla; Balaenopteridae. The transcript is spliced from 16 exons.
CAGGCAGCUGUCCCGCCCCCUCCUGUCCGGCCGCCGCCGCCGCCGCCGCCUGGGGCUUGGUUGAGGUGGACUGCGAGUCCCGGCGGAGUGUGGCGCCGCCGCCGCUGCGCGAAGGGGCAAGCGGGCAGGGAGAAGAAUUCAGUGCUUCGGAGUUUGUCAUUCCAGCAUCAAACUCUUCCUCCUCGUGGCUCCAGCCUGGCGAUGCAACUGUAAGAGAAUGGCAAAGGAGACAACAGCUGGAGGAGAGUAUCUACAGUAUGCUGGAGUCUGCUCGCAGUAAAUAUUUAGCAGAUAAUCACUGAAUUCAGUGGAAACCAGUUUUUGUAGGUGAAAAGGAACGAACUUUUCUUCCAGAGACUACAAAGCAGAUUUUUUUUUUCACAUUUGAGUGCCUCCAAAUACUAGUAUUUGUUACACGUUGCUUUUUCUGGAAGGAAACUUCAGGAUAUGGCACCUGUGAGUCAGAAAAUGGGUAAGAAGAGUCGAGUAAAAACGCAGAAAUCAGGCACUGGUGCUACAGCAAGCGUGUCCCCGAAGGAAACCUUGAACCUAACUAGUGAGCUGUUGCAGAAAUGCAGUAGUCCUGCCCCUGGCCCAGGAAAAGAAUGGGAAGAGUAUGUGCAGAUCCGGUCUCUAGUUGAGAAAAUACGAAAAAAACAGAAAGGUCUGUCUGUUACUUUUGAUGGAAAAAGAGAAGAUUACUUUCCUGAUCUAAUGAAAUGGGCCUCUGAAAAUGGAGCCUCUGUUGAGGGUUUUGAAAUGGUGAACUUCAAAGAAGAGGGCUUCGGUCUGAGAGCAACAAGAGAUAUCAAGGCAGAAGAAUUAUUUUUAUGGGUUCCACGAAAAUUACUAAUGACUGUUGAAUCUGCUAAAAAUUCAGUGCUGGGGCCCUUGUAUUCUCAAGACCGAAUUCUUCAAGCCAUGGGAAACAUCACACUAGCCUUUCAUCUGCUGUGUGAGCGAGCCGACCCUAACUCUUUCUGGCAACCCUACAUUCAGACCCUCCCCAGCGAAUACGACACCCCUCUCUACUUCGAAGAGGAUGAGGUUCGCUACCUUCAGUCCACACAGGCCAUACAUGACGUCUUCAGCCAGUAUAAGAACACAGCGCGGCAGUACGCCUACUUCUAUAAGGUCAUCCAGACCCAUCCUCAUGCCCACAAACUGCCCUUGAAGGAUUCUUUCACUUAUGAGGACUACAGGUGGGCGGUCUCUUCCGUCAUGACUCGACAAAACCAGAUCCCCACGGAGGAUGGUUCCCGGGUGACCCUGGCACUGAUUCCUCUGUGGGACAUGUGCAAUCACACCAAUGGCCUGAUCACCACCGGCUACAACCUGGAGGACGACCGCUGUGAAUGCGUAGCCCUGCAGGACUUCCGGGCCGGAGAGCAGAUUUACAUUUUUUAUGGCACUCGGUCAAAUGCAGAGUUUGUGAUCCACAGUGGUUUUUUCUUUGACAAUAAUUCACACGACAGAGUGAAAAUAAAGCUUGGAGUGAGUAAAAGUGACAGGCUGUACGCCAUGAAGGCCGAGGUCCUGGCUCGCGCUGGCAUCCCAACCUCCAGCGUCUUUGCAUUGCAUUUUACGGAGCCACCCAUCUCUGCCCAACUUCUGGCUUUUCUCCGAGUCUUCUGCAUGACCGAAGAAGAAUUGAAAGAACAUUUGCUGGGAGAUAAUGCCAUUGACAGAAUCUUCACCUUGGGGAACUCUGAGUAUCCUGUUAGCUGGGACAAUGAGGUCAAACUGUGGACAUUUCUUGAAGAUCGAGCCUCACUUCUUUUAAAAACAUAUAAAACAACCACUGAGGAAGAUAAGUCCUUCUUGAAAAACCAUGCCCUUUCCGUUCGUGCCACGAUGGCCGUCAAGUUGCGCUUAGGUGAGAAAGAGAUUUUGGAAAAAGCGGUCAAGAGCGCGGCCGCGAACCGAGAGCACUGCCGCAGGCAGGUGGAGGGGCACGCCCCGCUCCCCAAGUACGAGGAGAGUAACCCGGGGCUGCUGGAGGGCGUGGCGGACUCGCGGCUGCCCCUGGUCCUCAGGGACCCGGAGGGGGAGGCCGGCGCACAGGAGGCCUUGACCCUCACUGAGGCUGUCCGCAGGGCAAAGGCUGCAGAGCACGGGCUGGUCAACGGCGAAAACUCUAUACCCAACGGGACCAGGUCGGAAAAGGAAAGUUUAAAUCAAGAGGAAAGUAAAAGAGCGACUGGAGACGCCAAAGAAUCUUCUUCCGACAGCGCCGAGGAUGUUGGAAAGUAGCUCUGAGUCUGUCGGGGGACCCAGUUUAGCAGAAGUGUAUGAAUGGCCCCGUUUACAUCGCUGUGUUUCCUUGUUCACGGUUUUCUUUCUGCAGAGAGGAAAAUAUGUUUUUGCUGCUUUAUAUAAAAAUGAUUUUUUUAAGUUAUUUAAAAAAUCUAGCUUCCCUUUCUGAUUAAGAUUGCCAUCUUGCUUCUUGGCCAAACAAACAAGUUAUCAAGCAGAGCACAGAGGGGGAAGAGGUGCCUCGGAAGAUUUUGCAGACCCAUUGCGGGCAAAUGUAUUUUCUUCCUGGGGAAGAAUUCAGUUCCUCUGUCAGCUGUGCUUUUGUGGGCCUGUCAUCUUGACAGCCAGAAUCAAAGCCUGCCCUGCCUCCUGCCAACGGGGCUUGACAGUGGCGCUCUGGGGGUGCAGUGCGAAGGUGAGGCAUUUGGCUGCACAGCGGAAAACAGGCUUGAGGUGAGGAAACUUGAGAGGCUGGGCAAAAAAAAAAAAAAUUUUUUUCCUAAAAAAAAUAACACCCCAGUACCAAAAGAAAAGGUAAGGUGGCAACCUUAUUUUUAAUAGUUUUAAAUGUUGAUGAUAAUCCUAAUUAUGUAAACACACCCACACACACAGACACACACACACACACACACACAUAUCUAGUGAUUUCUAAAGAUUUGUUUACUUUUUGUGUUUUGUUUUACCGUAUUGAGAACUUGUCCUUUCUCCUUGAAUCCAAGUAGGACAUGCAUCCUCCUCCUAAUUUUAAAUGUUGGCUCUGGUUGUAAAGUGGUGCGUUUGCCCUCCAGCCCUGGCGCCGGAGAGCUUGCGAGGGCACCAUGUUCAAGGCAAGGCCGCUCCUGGCUUCUCUGGUUGUCACAACAAGCUAGAGAUUUUCAAAGCUACACUUUUGAGUAAAAAGCCUUAUUAAAAGGAAAACGUAAUUAA